This is a messenger RNA of Magallana angulata, 606 nucleotides long. RefSeq names its product caveolin-1-like. Gene Ontology annotation, biological process: caveola assembly. Lineage: Eukaryota; Metazoa; Mollusca; Bivalvia; Ostreida; Ostreidae. The coding region runs from base 142 to 537 and encodes 131 amino acids. The record is from RefSeq and is a predicted model, not a curated record. Gene Ontology annotation, molecular function: molecular adaptor activity. Gene Ontology annotation, cellular component: caveola. The transcript has 2 exons.
GUGCAUUUCGUAAUACAUGUACAGGUAUUCUGUAUAUGUAAUUUAACGUCAUAAAAUCAUACACGCUUUUCUUAACUCCGUCACUUUUUGAAAACUUGUGUCCGGUGAUAGAUCAAGGGUAUUUGAAUUCUGAAAAUAAAUAUGGAUUUUGCAACUUUGGACAUGGAAAAUAGGGACCCAAAUGAUAUUAAUAAUCAUUUGAAGACAGCUUUCGACGACGUAUUGGCGGAAGUAGAUGGCACUCAUAGCAUUGACUGCAUUUGGAAGGCGUCUUAUGCCUGCUUUCACAGUUGCAAGAGUUGUUGCUACAACAUCUUCACAUUCUUCUGCGGGAUCUGGAUAGCAUGUUUCUGGGGACUGGAUUUUGCUCUCAUCUCCUUUGCGCAUGUGUGGUGUGUGACCCCCAUUCUAAGGAUGUGCAUGAUUCACUUCAACCUUUGCCAGAAGACCUUCGGAACCUGGGUCAAUUGUUGUUGUGCUCCUUGUUGCGAGGUGUUCAGCCUAAUUUUCUCUAAUAUCAGGGUAGAGAAAAGGUAACCUCCGGUCUGUCCUAACGUCGAAUUUCGCUUGACAAUGUGAUUGGAAAAAACCCCUGAUGUCUUGUGA